Messenger RNA from Lycium ferocissimum, 1993 nucleotides. RefSeq lists its product as uncharacterized. Bases 353 to 1708 code for a protein of 451 amino acids. Gene Ontology annotation, molecular function: symporter activity. Gene Ontology annotation, biological process: carbohydrate transport. Gene Ontology annotation, cellular component: membrane. The record is from RefSeq and is a predicted model, not a curated record. The transcript is spliced from 13 exons. Lineage: Eukaryota; Viridiplantae; Streptophyta; Magnoliopsida; Solanales; Solanaceae.
CUUUGAUAGAGCAGAAGAAAAAUCACUAAAACAAUAAUUGGACUAAAUGGCGUUCACGUUUGCAUUCGUUGGCUUCUUGUUUGUGAUGGAUCUUUGGCUGAUGACUCUACAGGAAAACUUGAAUCAGCAAGCAAUAGUUGAAAAUAGUUUUUAAUUGGAGGUGUCACCAUACUUUAAUUAUAUAUAAUAUCUUGCUUCUGAUUGAGGAACCUGCAGUCCAUGUCAAACAGAUUUGAUAUGUCGUUUAUGUCAAAGAAUUUCUGCAUUUCAUCAAACGGCAGAGAACUCCAAGGUUGUUAAACCAAUUUUAUGAAUUUGGGAAUCUGAAUUCUUGGAAUAUGCAUAUACCAUCAUGACAGGUAGCACUAUGGAAAAUGAUGAAUCAAAGCCACUGGGAAGAUGGUCUGUUUUAGCUUAUGGUGUAGGUCAUGUGCUUAAUGACAUAACAUCCACCUAUUGGUACACUUACCUCUUGCUCUAUUUGACCAGUAUUGGAAUACCUCCAAGGCAAGUUGCAGCACUAGCAAUUACAGGGCAAUUCACAGAUGCAACCAUGACCAUAAUUGCUGGCGAACUGAUAGACAGAUUUGGACAUUUCAAAAUAUGGCAUGCUGUGGGAUCUGUUCUUGUCUCUCUUGCUUUUUCUUCAUUUUAUUGGGGUGUUUGCGUUCCUUGCAAAAUUAUAGGGAUUGAUACUCCUCUUGUGCAAAUGAUUGGAUAUUAUAUGUUUGAUAUACUCUUCAGUGGUGGAUGGUCAUGUACUCAAGUAUCACAUAUGGCAAUGGUGAAUGGCAUUACCCUGGAUCAAACAAGUAGAGUGGCAUGCGUCAGCUGUCGCAAUGCUUUUACAAUGGUUGCAAGCCUAAUCGUAUAUGGAAUUGGAUUUUUCAUUUUCAAUUCAUCAGUGAAACAAGUUGAAAUCAAGGAGCAGUACCACUUGUUGGCAACUAUCACAGGUUUGAUCGGAUGCUGCUUUGUAAUUAUAUUUCAUCUUGGAACUAAAGAGCCUAGGGUGAAAGAAGUAUCUCACAAGACAAUUCGACGUGGUUCUUCUUGGAAGCGAUGGUUGAAAAAUGGCCUGUAUUAUAGAGUAGCUAGCAUUUACGUGUUAACUAGAGUUGUAACGAAUAUAUCACAGGUGUUUCUUGCUCUAUAUGUAAUUAAUGAUCUACACAUGAGCCAAUCUUCCAAGGCUUUGGUUCCUGCCAUCAUCUAUUUGUGCAGCUUCAUUACAUCUGUCAUGCUUCAGGAGCUCGAAUGGAGCAGUUACCGGUUGAAGGCCAUCUUUUCAGUUGGAGGCCUCCUUUGGCUAUUCUGUGGUGCAGUAGUACUCUCCCUACCGAUGAACAUGAACGUUUUUAUGUACAUCUUAUCUGUGGUUAUUGGAAUCGCCAAUGCCUUCAUGAUGGUAACUUCAGUAGGGAUGGAAAGUGAGCUAGUUGAUAAAGAAGUUGAGGGAUCUGCUUUUGUUUAUGGAUCAUUAGGCUUUGUGGAGAAAGUAUUGUGUGGGAUAAUGCUGUACAUUCUAGAGUCAUACGAGAUUGUAACACCGGCAUCAUGUGACCCAGCAUAUCCUUGUUUCACAGUUACGCGAUUUUCAUUGGGAUUCAUUCCUGGAGUUGCUGCACUAGCUGGAGUCAUAGUUACAUGCUUUACAAAGUUUAGAACUUCACAUCCAGAACCCUUGGCAGAACCCUUGUUGGCAUAGCUUUCAAGAACGAUUGAAAUUAAUGUACUUUUAAAGUUGCAUAUUUGAGAUUGAGACGUGGUUGAUUGGUUGAAACUGCAAAACACACGUCCAGUAUAGUGAUAAGCCAGAAGCUCUAUUGCUCUAUACAUCAGUUUAUGCAAAUUCUUGAUGUGGUUAAUUAUCUAUUAUGAGCUCAAGUUUGAGCAAUGUUGCACAUUAUUUAGAUAGAAACUCACGUUUGAGGGUAACAGAUUGAGCCCUGUACCUAUCUCUGGGGAAUCAAACUUUUAAAAAUUAAAUAGA